Messenger RNA from Perca fluviatilis (European perch), 922 nucleotides. RefSeq lists its product as uncharacterized. Gene Ontology annotation, molecular function: nucleic acid binding. Lineage: Eukaryota; Metazoa; Chordata; Actinopteri; Perciformes; Percidae. Gene Ontology annotation, biological process: DNA integration. The transcript has 2 exons. The record is from RefSeq and is a predicted model, not a curated record. Bases 108 to 875 code for a protein of 255 amino acids.
UCUUUGAAAUUCAUGGUCAGUCAUAUCUCUUGAUAGUGGACUAUUUCUCAAAGUACCCAGAGGUACUGAACAUUAGGGACAAGUCAUCACAUACAGUCAUCAGGAGGAUGAAAUCAGUGUUUUGCAGACUAGGAGUUCCAAAAGAGAUUGUGUGUGACCACGUUCCAUUUUCAAGUUAUGAAAUGCAUGACUUUGCAUCAUCAUGGGGCAUAGAACUCACUCACUCUAGCCCACGCUAUCCUCAGUCUAAUGGCUUAGCAGAGAGAAUGGUGAAAACUGUGAAGCAGGUGAUUAAGAAGGCACAACAAACAGGAACAGAUCCUCUCCUUGCAUUUCUCACCCUGAGGAACACACCAGUCACAGGUAUGGAAUAUUCUCCUGCUCAGCUGCUUAUGGGCAGGGUACUGAGGAGCACUCUACCAAGCUCCAGUUCCAUUCUCCAGCCCGCAGUACCCCAGAAGGCACACUCUGCUCUCCAAGACCUACAGAAAAGACAGCAGCGGUACUACAACAGAGGUACGAAGCGGCUUCCUAACCUGUUUCCCGGCGACACUGUGCACAUGGAGACUGCACAGGGUUGGCGUCCAGCUGUGGUGACUGAGGAGAGAAGCGAACAUCGUUCCUACAAUAUUGUAUCCUCAUCUGGCCAGCACUACAGACGCAACAGGCGCCAUCUGAGGAAAACGCCAGUCUGCACUCAGGCGACCUCUGAUGCAGACUUGGUGGAUGUGGACCUGCCAGGCUCAACGGGUACGAGUGAAGCAGAGAUUGCGGACUCUCAGUCUUUAUCCACACAGGCUCCAACUCACACCAGGAGCGGGCGAGUCAUUGGACCACCUGAGAGGUUUAAAGACUUUCAGAUGGGUCGACACUGACAGUUCGAGCAGACCCCUCAACGGUGGAGCAACGCCGAUACACAGAC